AUGUCCAUCAUAUUUAUCAUCAUCUGCUGCAUCAUUAUUCUGGAGAAUAUUCUUGUCCUCAUUGCUGUAAUGCGCAACAAGAAGUUCCACUCUGCUAUGUUCUUCUUUAUUGGAAAUUUGGCAUUUUCAGACCUCCUUACGGGAUGCGCCUACAUUGCCAAUAUCUUGCUUUCUGGCAGAAUGACCCUCACCCUGACUCCUGUAUCAUGGUUCAUCCGUGAGGGCACGGCUUUCACAACCCUGGCUGCAUCUGUCUUUAGUCUGUUGGCCAUUGCCAUUGAGAGACAUGUUGCCAUCACAAAGGUCAAGGUCUACAGCAGUGACAGGAACUGUAGGAUGAUCAUCUUGAUUGGAGCUUGCUGGGUUAUCUCGAUGGUAAUUGGG
Messenger RNA from Staurois parvus, 384 nucleotides. The record is from the annotation of a GenBank genome assembly. Lineage: Eukaryota; Metazoa; Chordata; Amphibia; Anura; Ranidae.